AUGUCACAAUUGCAACCUUCUGUAUCUUCAGUGACCACAGAACAGCCGUCACCUACGGCUGAUCCCAUUCCGCGCUCUAUAUUCAGCGACGCACGACGGAAAGUGACUACGAAGCACGGCUGGCUUGGCGACUAUGACUACCGAUGGCUCUGCCUGCCGUCUCUUCCCAUAGGUAGACGCAAACAACCCCCAUUUUAUGGCAUCGACGACGAGCUCCCACUUGUUCUGGCUAUGGCGAGCGGGUUGCAGCACGCACUCGCAAUGCUUGCCGGUCUCAUUACACCGCCCAUAAUCUUAGCCAGUUCCUUGGUGCUGGACCCUGGCACGUCAUCCUACAUGAUAUCAGCUUCACUAAUUGGAUGUGGCAUUCUAAGUCUAGUUCAAAUGUCCCGGAUAAAGCUAUGGAACAAGUAUUAUCUCGGCACUGGAUUGUUGUCCGUUGUAGGGACGAGUUUUGCUACACUCAGUACAGCAAAUGCUAUCUUCAAUGCGAUGUAUAGCAACGGCACAUGCCCUUCGACAACUAGUGCUGAUGGCACUGUUACGCGAGGUCCAUGCCCAGAUGCUUAUGGGAUGCUCCUUGGCACUGCCCUUAUCUGCUCACUCCUGGAAAUCGGGCUGUCAUUUCUCUCUCCGCGAAUUUUGCAACGGGUUUUUCCUCCCAUGGUCACUGGCACUGUUAUCCUCAUGAUUGGUGCAUCCCUCGUCGGGGCUUCUGGCAUUCCUAACUGGGGUGGUGGCUCGAAUGGGUGUCAAGCGCGCCCAACUACCGGGAUCUAUCAGCUAUGCCCGACAGUCGGGUCUCCCCACGCUUUACCAUGGGGCUCUCCUCAGUUCAUAGGUCUCGGGUUCCUCUCGUUCGUGAGCAUAAUCCUCACGGAGCUCUUUGGCUCUCCAUUCCUCAAAAAUGCGAGUAUCAUCGUUGGGCUUGUGGUGGGCUGUAUUGUCGCUGGCGCAGCAGGGUACAUCGACGGAAGUACCAUCACAAGUGCACCUGCAAUUACGUUUUUAUGGGUAUAUCGAUUCAAGAUCAAAGUAUACCCACCAGCCAUUUUGCCCAUGCUGGCAGUAUACGUUUCGCUGACCAUGGAAGCCAUCGGUGACAUAACUGCAUCUGCGGAAGCGUCUCGCAUCCGCGUCGAGGGACGUGAUUUUGAUUCAAGAAUACAAGGCGGCGUUCUGAGCGACGGGAUAGGUGGAUUGGUCUCUGCCUUAUUUACUGUCGCUCCUCUAUCGGUAUUUGCUCAGAACAACGGUGUCAUUUCUGUCACUCGCUGUGCAAACCGCACAGCAGGCAGAUGGUGCUGUGCUUUCCUCAUUCUCUUCGGUGUGGUCGGAAAGAUUUCUGGCAUCUUCCUCGCAAUACCCAAUCCUGUCUUAGGUGGUGUCACGACCUUCCUCUUCGCAAGUGUCGCUGUCUCAGGUCUCCGUGUUCUUUCCUUCGUCAAAUACACGCGGCGUGCCAGAUUCAUCCUCGCUGGGGCGUUGUCGUUCGGCGUUGGGGACCUCCUCGUUCCCGAUGUUUUUACCCACCUGUUUGAUGGUGUGAGCAACCCAAACAAUGGCCUCCAAGGAUUAUUUGAAAGCAUUACUAUCGUGUUGAGCACACCCUUUUUGAUAUCUGGCCUUGUUGCCUUGGUGCUGAACUUGCUGCUCCCUGAGGAUGGGUUACAAGAGAAUGAAGGUGAGGAGGGCGCGGAGGUCGUGCAGGAUUUGGAGAUUCAGACAUUAGACCACGAACGAAAGUUGUAA
Messenger RNA from Suillus clintonianus, 1752 nucleotides. Its product is annotated as xanthine/uracil permease. The coding region runs from base 1 to 1752 and encodes 583 amino acids. Gene Ontology annotation, cellular component: fungal-type vacuole; membrane. Gene Ontology annotation, biological process: xanthine transport; transmembrane transport. The record is from RefSeq and is a predicted model, not a curated record. Gene Ontology annotation, molecular function: xanthine transmembrane transporter activity. NCBI's taxonomy places the organism in Eukaryota, Fungi, Basidiomycota, Agaricomycetes, Boletales, Suillaceae. The transcript is spliced from 12 exons.